Molecule: messenger RNA, 2251 nt
Organism: Lytechinus pictus (painted urchin)
Lineage: Eukaryota; Metazoa; Echinodermata; Echinoidea; Temnopleuroida; Toxopneustidae
Product: alpha-ketoglutarate dehydrogenase component 4-like
Exons: 4
Coding region: 48-308 (86 amino acids)
Biological process (GO): 2-oxoglutarate metabolic process
Molecular function (GO): oxoglutarate dehydrogenase (succinyl-transferring) activity
Source: RefSeq, a predicted model, not a curated record
CGAGCAACACAGAUGGCGCUCUUCAAAAUUGCUUUGGGUAUUUAAAAAUGUCAGCAAACAGAGUGAUUCAGGCUAUUCGGCCUCACAUUCCACUCAUCAAGUUUCGGGCAGGUGGUGGUGGUCUUAGGAAAGUAAUUCCACCUGCCGCUGUGACGUCAACUCCUCAUCCCAGCUCCAGCUUCAGCCUAAGACCGCCCAGUAAUAGGAGAAGUGAUGCGCCAGAAUUCUUCCAGCUAGAUCCCAAGUACCACAGGAAUGCCAUCACACAAGAGGAGAUUGACUUCAUCAAUAGAGGUGGACCUGACUGAAAAGAAAAUGCCACCAUAUGCCAGUCAAACCGCCCCUCCCCGGAUUUAUCAUCUUCAUGUGUAAUAUCAGAGUUAUAUCUUCUAUUUUAAUGAAAUUAAUUGUUACAUCCAUAGGCAUAUUUUUAUCUGCAUUAUGCAACAGUGAAUAAGGUCACAUGAUGUAUUUUACUUUUGAUACAUGUACCUCUGCAACGUGAUGGUAAUCCAUUUAUAUUCUGUGUGAUGGUACUAGAAGAAAUAUUAUUUUUUUCAAGAGUAUGGAAUGCUGAUCGAGGGCUCAAUAAAUGAAGAUUAUAAGUAUUAUUUGUAGGAGGAUAUAUGUGUUUGGCAGGGGGGGGAGGUCGUCAUAAUGCACCUGUUGGUUAGUGAAUUUUCUAUUUCCUACAGGCUUUGUAUAGGGAUCACUUGGUUCCGGUAGACAAUGGGUUAACUUGUUGAUUACUGAAUUUUCUAAUUCCUACAGGCUUUGUACAGGGAUCACUUGGUUCCGGUAGGCAAUGAGUUAACCUGUUGAUUACUGACUUGUCUAAUUGCUACAGGCUUUGUACAGGGAUCACCUGGUUCUGGUAGGCAAUGGGUUAACUUGUUGAUUACUGACUUGUCUAAUUGCUAUAGGCUUUGUAAAGGGAUCACCUGGUUCCGGUAGGCAAUGGGUUAACCUGUUGAUUACUGACUUGUCUAAUUGCUAUAGGCUUUGUACAGGGAUCAUCUGGUUCUGGUAGGCAAUGAGUUAACAUUUUGACUACUGAAUUCUGUUAGACUUUAAACGACGUGUUAACCAACUUUGUUGUACUAAUUGAUUUCAAAAGAUAUCAAAGAAUAUCGGAUGUUUUCUUAUAACUGAUGACACUAAGAUUUUUAUGAUAAGGAUCUUAUGUGAUGUAUCUACCAAAUGUUGUGUAUUUCAGGAUUGCGUGAUACAUGUGUUUGUGUUAAUUUCUUCAUCUUUCGUCUUCAAAGAAUUCAUCAUUAUCUCUUUGUAAACGUUCAUAUUUCAAUGAAAGUUGCCAUUUUCGAAGCACUGUAAUAAUGGCUAAUCGUGAAACAAGAUAUAUCUAUCAUUUGCUAUUUAUUUGUACUUAAGGACUAGGAAGUGCACAACCAUGCUAUUGGACAUUCGAGGCGAGUAGAAUUGUUUGCUACGGUUAGCAACUCCAAGCCGACCGACUGUUAGCCAUUGGGUAUAAUGUAACAGAUUUGGUCGGUCUGGAGUCCAUUUGGCCAAUGUGACUGUGGCAUAAAUGUUAUGUAAGCAGUGUAGUAUAUCAUCUUUCAACUUGUAUUUUUUUUCUUUGAUACACAAAUAUCUUAGGCUUUAGCAGUUGAAAAAACUGAGGAUGGAAUAUUCAAAAUGAUUUAAUGAUGGCAAAUAUUAUUUUACCAUAGCUAUGUCUUAUGUCCGAUUUCGACCCAAAGGGUGUACUGGUGGUAUGUUUUCAUCACUAUUAUGCAUGUAUAUAGCAUUUGAUAUAUUAAGUUGUAUCUUUGGACAAUAGACUUAUUAGAGUAACGCCACCAAAUGAAGCAUGUAAAACACCGAGUGUGAUACAUGUUUUCUAUGUAUGCUCUGUUGUACAUAAUCUUUCCUAGCUAGGUCCCAACCUAAAGAAGCUGAUAAAUGAAUGGUAGAAGAUAUUAAUAAGAUUUUCAUUGUUUGCAAUCAAAUAAACAGUUCUAGAUUGCGUAUUUUAUGUUUUUUAUACAUUGCAAAUGGUUUGAUGUGGUCAUGAUAUAUGACUUGUUUUUCGUUUACCCAUAGUUAUGGGAUGAACGCUCCUCCAAACGAGUUUUAUACAGUGUUCUAUAUGAUUAUAUGAUUGUAUGUGAAUUUGAGCAAGUUAGUUUCAAACAUUACUCUGUGUACAGUUUUCCUGCUUAGUAUUAAAGCUUAAAUUGUAUGCUGAGCCUGAACUUAAAUUAAAUGUUCCAUGAAAACCUUAAAA